AGCAAAUAUUUGUUUUUAUUGUUCUGAUGUACAUUGUUCACUUCAAGUUUUCUUUGCAGACAUAAUUAUUAUUGUCUUAGUCAGAAGAUGUAACUAAUUCGUAUUAUUGUUAACAAAUACUGUGGAUAUUGUGUUAUUUUGGUAAUUCCUUUAUUACAUCAUUUAAUACGUAAACUUGUGUUUUGAACAAAAAGUCACUCUAGCGUGACAGUAACAACAUGCAACAUGACAUAUUUGUGCAAACAAAUAAAAAAUAAUAAAACAGAAUCAACAGAAUGAAUGUUAAACUAGUGGCAACAAAACCCAAGAAAGAUAUUGUAAAGCUCACUAUGUUUUCUUUCGUGUUAAUGUUGCAGUUUAAAAACUGUAGUGUAAAGCACCCUUCUGGCAAGACAGUGAUGGAGUGAAUGAUGGUGAAAGUUUUUCUUUUUUGGGCCACCCUGCCUUGGUGGGAAUCGGCCAGUGUGAUAAUAAUAAAAAAAUAAAAACCAUUAUUUAAUGGAGGAAACAUGCAGAAGUUACGUGAUCUGUUCGAUUCCUCCUUCCCAUUAGUAGUGCAAAAUUUUACCAUAGAUUUCUUUAUCAUAUUCAAUCACUAGUCUUUUUUUUAUGCAAGUAUUACACAAUAUAUGUGAGAUGCAGUUCUUGGGCUGACAUCUCCAACAUUACAGCCACAAUAAAGAUGAGAGACUGUGUUAAUCAGGCAGUUAUAACAUUUUCGCUCCAGAAAGUUAUUCUCAACAAACAUAGCAAAAGUUAUCUGCAAUGUUCGCUGUGUCUUUGUUCAAAUUUGGCUGAAAAAAUAGUUCUCAGAAGCUAACACUGAAACAGAACUGAUGCAUGUUCAUUAUUUAACUUCAGGAAUGAACUGUUUAACUCCACAACUGUAAUGAUCACAAACACCUCGACCCUUGCCAUGGGUUCGAUUCCCACCCAUUAUGUGAUUUGUUUGUUGUCAUGUUAUUACAAUUUUUUGAGUCAUUCACGAUCCCAAGUUGAUGAAACAGUGUGGCCAGUUUACAGAUGAUGGGAACUAGAUAUAAAUAUAGAUAGUCAAGGUGAUCCUGAUGAUAAACUUGUAAGAGAAAGUUGUCUCCAGGAGGUGAAAUACCAUCAUGAAGACAGCACUGGUAAGGUUGCCAUGGAUGGCAGCACUGGUAAGGUUGCCAUGGAGGGCACCACUGGUAAGGUUGCCAUGGAGGGCAGCACUAGUAAGGUUGCCAUGGAUGGCAGCACUGGUAAGGUUGCCAUGGAUGGCAGCACUGGUAAGGUUGCCAUGGCCCAGCACUGGAUAGGUUUCCAUGGAGGGCAGCACUGGUAAGGUUCCCAUAAAGGGCAACACUGGUAAGGUUGUAAUGGAGGGCAGCACUGGUAAGGUUGCCAUGGAGGGCAGCACUGGUAAGGUUGCCAUAAAGGGCAACACUGGUAGGGUUGUAAUGGAGGGCAGCACUGGUAAGGUUGCCAUGGAGGGCAGCACUGGUAAGGUUCCCAAAAAAGGGCAACAUGGUAAGGUUGUAAUGGAGGGCAGCACUGGUAAGGUUGCCAUGGAGGGCAGCACUGGUAAGGUUGCCAUAAAGGGCAACACUGGUAAGGUUGUAAUGGAGGGCAGCACUGGUAAGGUUGCCAUGGAGGGCAGCACUGGUAAGGUUCCCAUAAAGGGCAACACUGGUAAGGUUGUAAUGGAGGGCAGCACUGGUAAGGUUGCCAUGGAGGGCAGCACUGGUAAGGUUGCCAUGGAGGGCAGCACUAGUAAGGUUGCCAUGGAGGGCAGCACUGGUAAGGUUGCCAUGGAGGGCAGCACUGAUAAGGUUGCCAUGGAGGGCAGCACUAGUAAGGUUGCCGUGGAGGGCAGCACUGGUAGAGUUGCCAUGGAGGGCAGCACUGGUAAGUUUGCCAUGGAGGGCAGCACUGAUAAGGUUGCCAUGAAAGGCAGCACUGAUAAGGUUGCCAUGAAAGGCAGCACUGAUAAGGUUGCAAUGAAAGACAGCACUGGUAAGGUUUCCAUGGAGGGCAGCACUAGUAAGGUUACCAUGGAGGGCAGCACUAGUAAGGUUGCCAUGGAGGGCAGCACUGGAAUGGUUACCAUGGAGGGCAGCACUGGUGUGGUUGCCAUUGAGGGCAGCACUGGUAAGGUUGCCAUUGAGGUCAGCACUUGUAAGGUUGCCAUGGAGGGCAGCACUAGUAAGGCUGCCAUGGAGGGCAGCACUGGUGUGGUUGCCAUUGACGGCAGCACUAGUAAGGUUGCCAUUGAGGUCAGCACUUGUAAGGUUGCCAUGGAGGGCAGCACUAGUAAGGUUGCCGUGGAGGACAGCACUGGUAGAGUUUCCAUUGAGGGCAGCACUGGUAAGGUUACCAUGGAGGGCAGCACUGGUGUGGUUGCCAUUGAGGGCAGCACUAGUAAGGUUGCCGUGGAGGGCAGCACUGGUAGAGUUGCCAUUGAGGGCAGCACUGGUGUGGUUGCCAUGGAGAGCAGCACUGGUAAGGUUACCAUGGAGGGCAGCACUAGUAAGGUUGCCAUGGAGGGCAGCACUGGUAAGGUUGCCAUUGAGGGCAGCACUGGUAAGGUUACCAUGGAGGGCAGCACUAGUAAGGUUGCUAUGGAGGGCAGCACUAGUAAGGUUAACAUGGAGGGCAGCACUAGUAAGGUUGCCAUGGAGGGCAGCACUAGUAAGGUUACCAUGGAGGGCAGCACUAGUAAAGUUACCAUGGAGGGCAGCACUAGUAACGUUACCAUGGAGGGCAGCACUAGUAAGGUUACCAUGGAGGGCAGCACUAGUAAGGUUGCCAUGGAGGGCAGCACUAGUAAGGUUACCAUGGAGGGCACACUAGUAAGGUUGCCAUGGAGGGCAGCACUAGUAAGGUUACCAUGGAGGGCAGCACUAGUAAAAUUACCAUGGAGGGCAGCACUAGUAAGGUUACCCAUGGAGGGCAGCACUAGUAAGGUUACCAUGGAGGGCAGCACUAGUAAGGUUGCCAUGGAGGGCAGCACUAGUAAGGUUACCAUGGAGGGCAGCACUAGUAAGGUUGCCAUGGAGGGCAGCACUAGUAAGGUUGCCAUGGAGGGCAGCACUAGUAAGGUUGCCAUGGAGGGCAGCACUAGUAAGGUUACCAUGGAGGGCAGCACUAGUAAGGUUGCCAUGGAGAGCAGCACUAGUAAUUUUACCAUGGAGGGCAGCACUAGUAAGGUUACCAUGGAGGGCAGCACUAGUAAGGUUACCAUGGAGGGCAGCACUAGUAAGGUUACCAUGGAGGGCAGCACUAGUAAGGUUGCCAUGGAGGGCAGCACUAGUAAGGUUGCCAUGGAGGGAAGCACUAGUAAGGUUGCCAUGGAGGUCAGCACUUGUAAGGUUGCCAUGGAGGGCAGCACUAGUAAGGUUGCCAUGAAGGGCAGCACUGGUGAGGUUACCAUGGAGGGCAGCACUAGUAAGGUUGCCAUGGAGGGCAGCACUGGUGAGGUUACCAUGGAGGGCAGCACUGGUAAGGUUACCAUGGAGGGCAGCACUAGUAAGGUUACCAUGGAGGGCAGCACUGGUAAGGUUACCAUAGAGUGCAGCACUAGUAAGGUUGCCAUAGAGGGCAGCACUAGUAAGGUUGCCAUGGAGGGCAGCACUGGUGAGGUUACCAUGGAGGGCAGCACUAGUAAGGUUGCCAAGGAGGUCAGCACUUGUAAGGUUGCCAUGGAGGGCAGCACUAGUAAGGUUGCCAUGGAGGGCAGCACUAGUAAGGUUGCCAUGGAGGGCAGCACUGGUGAGGUUACCAUGGAGGGCAGCACUGGUAAGGUUACCAUGGAGGGCAGCAUAGUAAGGUUACAUGGAGGGCAGCACUGGUAA
This is a messenger RNA of Cherax quadricarinatus, 3830 nucleotides long. NCBI's taxonomy places the organism in Eukaryota, Metazoa, Arthropoda, Malacostraca, Decapoda, Parastacidae. The record is from RefSeq and is a predicted model, not a curated record.